AUGGAGACUGCUAGUGGCUCUGCUACUGCUGUGGCGAGCAGGGACUUGGGAUCCCAGAGGGACCGGAGCCUGGUGCCUGAGCGGCUUCAGAGUCGAGAACAUGAGCGGCAACUGGAGGUGGAAAGGCGGAAGCAAAAGCGGCAGAACCAGGAGGUGGAGGAGGAGAAGAGCGACUUUUUCGCCGCCGCCUUUUCUCGGGAGCGAUCGGCCGUGGAAGAGCUUCUGGAAGGCGGGGAGUCCGUCGAGCAGCUGGAGGAGGCGGCCGCUCGGCUGCAGGGGCUGCAGAAACUACUCAACGACUCGGUUUUGUUCCUGGCCGCCUACGACUUGCGGCAGGGGCAAGAGGUGUUGGCGCGGCUGCAGGAGGCCCUGGCCAAACGUCGCCAGGAGCUGCAGCCUAAGAAGCGUUUCGCUUUCAAGACCCGCAGGAAGGAUGCUGCUUCAGCCACCAAAGUAGAUUCGGCUCCCGGCGCCCCGGCAGCGGAAGGCAUCCCGGCCUCCCCGCCGCCCUUGAAGGAGGAGGAAGGCUUCGACUCCAGCUGGAUCUGCGGCUUCUCCAAUCUGCAGUCCCAAGUCUUGGAGAAGAGAGCCGAGGAGCUGCACCAGCGGGACGUCCUUUUGACCCAACUAAUUAGCUGCACGAUCAAACUGUAUGGCAAUCCCAACACCCUGCGGCUGACCAAGGCUCGAGGCUGCACGCUGCUCUGCGGCCCGGUGUCCACCUCCGUGUUCCUGGAGAACUGCAGUGACUGCGUGCUGGCCGUGGCCUGCCAGCAGCUCCGCGUACACACCACGAGAGACACCCGCAUCUUCCUGCAGGUGACCAGCAGGGCCAUCGUGGAGGACUGCACCGGGAUACAGUUCGCCCCGUACACCUGGAGCUACCCGGGGAUCGACAAGGACUUCGAGGGCUCUGGUUUAGACAGGAGCAGAAAUAACUGGAGCGACGUUGACGAUUUCAACUGGCUGGCCCGUGAUGUGGCCUCCCCAAACUGGAGGAUUCUUCCUGAAGAAGAGCGAAGGAUCCAGUGA
Molecule: messenger RNA, 1032 nt
Organism: Lipotes vexillifer (Yangtze River dolphin)
Lineage: Eukaryota; Metazoa; Chordata; Mammalia; Artiodactyla; Lipotidae
Gene: TBCC
Product: tubulin folding cofactor C
Exons: 1
Coding region: 1-1032 (343 amino acids)
Biological process (GO): post-chaperonin tubulin folding pathway; tubulin complex assembly
Cellular component (GO): cytoplasm
Molecular function (GO): tubulin binding
Source: RefSeq, a predicted model, not a curated record